This is a messenger RNA of Peniophora sp. CBMAI 1063, 2046 nucleotides long. NCBI's taxonomy places the organism in Eukaryota, Fungi, Basidiomycota, Agaricomycetes, Russulales, Peniophoraceae. The record is from the annotation of a GenBank genome assembly.
AUGAUGCUAGACAACACUGUCACUGAUUCGCUGGUCCCUCCACCAUACGCUCCUUGCGAGCAAUCUUCUACCAACCCCCAACCCACAAUGGGCGACGUGGAUGACGUCGACAUACCAUUGAUCAAUUCCGUCGAGGAUCUUCGGGAGGGCAUCGUCAAGACCAGGAGACACCGUGCUGAGGAGCCUUACACCAUCCUUCUUGUUGGCGAGACCGGCGUGGGCAAGUCUUCUCUCCUCGAGUACGUUGCCAACGUAAUGCUCGGAAAGUCUGUUCUCGACUAUGAUCUGGAUAUUCUCGAUCGCUCCAAUGAGGCCGGAGGCUCUUCCAAGGGUAGCCAGACCAACUCCGCUCGCCUUUACACUUUCGAAAGUGUUGAUGGGGUGAAGAUCCGCAUACUUGACACACCCGGUCUGGCAGACACGCGCGGUAUCCAACAAGACGAGCUGCACAAGAAGAACAUCGCCACGCAGAUCCGCGACUACGUCGAGUCGGUUGACGGUGUUAUCAUCCUCGCGAACGGAACGCUACCUCGUCUCAACAUCUGCACGGAUUACGCUCUCACCACGCUGUCCGCUAUCUUCCCCAAAUCCCUCGCCGCCAACAUCGGCUUCAUGUUCACGAACGUAUCGAGUCCGCUCUCGUGGAACUUCUCGCAAGACUCCCUCCCUGCGGCUCUCCGCGACGCACCUCAGUUCCUCUUCGACAACCCGAUGGCACACCGGAAGAAGUACGAGGAGAUCAUGGCAACCACGCCCCCUGGUCAGACGCGGCUUAUCGCGCAGCUACGCAAGAAGGUCAAGGUUCCCGAAGAGGAUGCUCUCGAGACGCUGGUCCGAGUUUUCGACUGGCUGGACGGAGUCACGCCACAGCCGACUACGGAGAUCUUGAGUCUGUACGAGAAGUCGCAGGCCAUCGAGGAGCAGAUCGCCAACUCGCUCGCUCAGAUGGAACAGGCGAUUGCGAAAUGGAACGAGACACAGAAGUGCAUACGUGCGAUCAAGUUGGGUGAAGCUACGAUGAGCAAGAGCUCCGAUUACGAGAAGAAGGUCGACACGCUCGUCUGGAAGCACGUGCCUACGAAGAUGGUCAACACGCUUUGCUCUGAGACAGGCUGCUACUCCAACUGCCACGUAGGAUGCACCUACGACUUCACACUCGACCCCCAGGCCCUUCGACGGUGUCAUGCGAUGAAGUGGUUCUGGGCAGAAUGCUCAUACUGCAAUCACCCGCUUGAGAAGCAUUCGCAUUUCCGCGCCGUAUGGAAGCAAGUUGAAGACGUCGCGGUCGAGAUUGAUCGCGAAAAGAAGGAAAAGUGGGAUAAGGCGAAGCAGGGCAAGGAACGCGACGAGGCGGCGCAGGCGGCUCUGGAGCAGACGCUUGACAAUCUCAAGGCAUCGAUCGGCGAUAGCAUGACGAAGGUGGCGGAUCUCACGUCCGAAUACGCCAACCUUACUCUCUCCGGCAGCUUCACGGCCUUAAUCGACAAGGCUAUCGCCCUGUACGACCAGAAGCUUCAUGCUAUGCGCGCCAGCGGCAGCGUCGACAAUGAGCAGCUGCAGAAGGUCGAGGAGGGCCUCAUUGCCAUGAAGAAGAAGCGGGACUUCCUGAAGGUGACCCAGGCCAAGCCGGAGGAGGGGAUUGGGAAGAGCGCAAGGGCCUGGAAAUGGAUUCGCAACCAGGCUGGUCACCGUUUUCAACAACUGAACGACGCGGUCAACGGAACGGCACCGUCAGCGUCUUCGAUAGCACCGCCGGCGCCCGGUUCCUCCAUGAAGGCACCGCUUUCGCAGCAACCCGCUGUAUCCAGAUUUCCCGCACCACGUCUCCACGGAUUUGACCACGAUUCUUCUGUUUCCACCCCGUGCACCUGUGUUUUGCUGGCCAAGUUAUCGGUGUUCGAUGUUAACCCUGCCAAAAAUUUCAGUCAUCCUGUUGCCAUCUAUUCCGCAAUCGUUUCUGUCGGUGUAUUGAUGGUAUUUGAAUCUCGGGGGUUCAACUUGGCGAUCAAGACAGCAUGGAACACUGGAAAGGAACACGUAGAUUAA